AUGGCCAAGCUGCAGAACUUCACUUGGGCAGUGGAAGAUAUUUUCAAGGAAACCUUCCUCAAUUACAUGAACAGCUGGAGGAGGAACAUGACAGAAGCAGCGAAUAAACUGCAGGCUGAGGUGGCUGCUGAAAACUUUGACUACGUUAUCCUCUACCUGAUGGUGAUGAUUGGGAUGUUCUCCUUCAUCAUUGUGGCCAUCCUGGUGAGCACUGUGAAAUCCAAGAGGAGGGAGCACUCCAAUGAUCCCUACCACCAGUACAUCGUGGAGGACUGGGGGGAGAAGUACAAGAACCAGGUCCUGAACCCAGAUGAUCUCAAGUGUGUGAUCCAUGAAAACCUGGGAGCAAGGGAUAAAACAAGCCCAGAGUCACCUUGA
Passer montanus (Eurasian tree sparrow) is the source of this 378-nucleotide messenger RNA. It is a transcript of the gene KCNE2, whose product is annotated as potassium voltage-gated channel subfamily E regulatory subunit 2. Gene Ontology annotation, biological process: negative regulation of delayed rectifier potassium channel activity; membrane repolarization during action potential; regulation of heart rate by cardiac conduction. The transcript has a single exon. The record is from RefSeq and is a predicted model, not a curated record. Gene Ontology annotation, molecular function: delayed rectifier potassium channel activity; potassium channel regulator activity; transmembrane transporter binding. Gene Ontology annotation, cellular component: membrane. The coding region runs from base 1 to 378 and encodes 125 amino acids. NCBI's taxonomy places the organism in Eukaryota, Metazoa, Chordata, Aves, Passeriformes, Passeridae.